Ceraceosorus bombacis is the source of this 568-nucleotide messenger RNA. Lineage: Eukaryota; Fungi; Basidiomycota; Exobasidiomycetes; Ceraceosorales; Ceraceosoraceae. The record is from the annotation of a GenBank genome assembly.
AUGCGUGCUCAAUACGCUGCCAUUCUCGCUGCCCUUCUCACCGUCGUCGUCGACGUCUCCUGCCGAGAAGUGAAUUCUGACGGCUUCACCAAAGAGGCGAUAUGUUAGUGUUGUGGUGCGAGCGCGUGCGAUCCAUCACUGAAGCAAUGCGCAUCCCAAUGCCCGUCUGCACACACAGUCGUCUUCCUGGACAAGUCUUCCAUUCCCUCGUGUGUAGGCAUGGAUGCAGCACCAGGCUGCUGGCAAAACAUUUGCAACAACUUUCAAACCGACGAAGAGACGGGCAAAAUCAAUCAGCUAAAGCUACAGACCUUUGGGGGGCAAGUAUACCCCACCAAUCUGGCCAUCGCAGAGUGCUCGUCGUGAGUAAAAGUAAAGUUGCUGCUCAGCGCGAAAUAUGUUGGCUUAAAGCAGCGGCACGGCUUUCUGAUGAGCAGCGACCAGGUCGACAACACGGAGAACGUGAGUGAAUGCCUGUGCAUUUCAGCGGGCGCUUCCAGCUUGACUCGAGUGUUUCGCCCCCUCUCUGUAGGUCAGAAAUGGUCUAAAGUAUGUCAAAGGACCCUGA